GUAUAAUGGAAUGACAUGGCAGCAGAAGAAAGGCGUAGACGAUAAUGUCACGAUAUCACAUGGAUGAGGGAACUAUGUGCAGAAAUAGCCAAGGAAAGGAAAAGAAAGGGAAGAUCUGCAGAGAGAACAGGAGAUACAAAGGGUAGAAGAGUGGAGAAGGAGGAAAGAAGAAGAACUGCAUCGACAACACAAGACUGAGAUUGAGCGACAAGCAGAGAUUCGGGAUGCGCGACUGAUGGCGGCGAUGACCUCGCAGCUGAAGACACUGCAUGACAAGCUGAUUCGACAAAUGGAGGACGUGCGCGCGAAGGUGCAAACGAAGGACCAACAGAAAGAGGACGUUGGAACAUUGAGGAACGAAGUUAUGGAGCUCGAGAAGGAGCUGGCCAAGGAAGAUAGUCCAGAGAAGGAGAGAGACGAUCUUCAAAGGAAACUAGUGAACCUCAAAAAGAUGAAGGAGGAGCGGGAUCGUGCGCAUGUGAAGAAGAAAGUUGUGGAACAUGAGAUAGAGUGGGAGAUGGAGCAAACUCGGAGAGAACUCGAAGAGGAUGACCAAUUUGCACCAUCAUCAUCCGCACGGCCGCGAAGGAGACCGGGAUUUGGAACUCCGUCCACACCCGUGCGUCCGCGACAGCAGCAGCGAGUAAGACAACCAGAUCUGGGGAUCCGGAUCAAAGAACCAAGGACACCUCGAACACCACGAACUAGAGCACAGACGAGGAAGAACCUGUUGGCGGACACCGGGAUGCUUAUAUCAGGAUGGAAGGAGAUCAAGGACAAUGGAUCAAAGUCGAGUGUGGUGGACUUCUGCAUGAGCAUGCGAAGCUACCUACGGACGAGAUCCAUGGCGGAACUACAAUGCCUAUGUAAGGAAGAGCAAAUCGAGUACGUAGCACGAGAUAAAGAUAUCAAGGAACUGAUAGGCGGACGGAUGCAAGAGGCGAUCCUUCGCACUAGCACCAGGAACGAUAAGGAAGCGGAAGCGAGGAGUAGUCCGGAAAUAGACCCGGAUCUUGUUGAUAACUGACAGAUCGACCUCGACCGGGCUUCGGCUAUCUGAAACUCGCUAGUGAUAUACCGACAACAGUUCUCUAGCAAUAGUAACAUUUGUGGUAGUAUUGACGCAACACUCAGGUGCGUUAUCGUGAUCCUCACUUCAUCAGGAAAAAUCCCACGGUUGGAGAAGUUUCGUGAACUAUGGGAAGAUGAGAAAAUAGAGUGGGCGAAUCCUACGAGCUGCGUCUAUGCACUUGUCUGUACUAAAUGCCGAAAGAUCUAUAUUAUUGGACGAACUGGUAGAGAGCUUAAUAGUAGAUGGAAAGAGCAUGGGACAUGCAGUAGAGGGAAGGAGAGCAAGAGCCAACCACUCUAUAGAUGGCUCCGAAAAGU
This is a messenger RNA of Chara braunii, 1389 nucleotides long. The record is from the annotation of a GenBank genome assembly. NCBI's taxonomy places the organism in Eukaryota, Viridiplantae, Streptophyta, Charophyceae, Charales, Characeae.